UACAAUGGCAUCACCUCACCUUAGAAUCGCGAUCUUGGUGACACUCUUUACCUUUUCAACCGCAACAUUUCAGCAGUGUUACGACAACAAGGAAUUUCAAAGGGAAAUGUCAAAAGAGGGAUACUCGUGGUGUACACCUCAGUAUGACCGUCUUUACGUCAAAGGAUUUCAACGGACUCUAGGAACUGAUGACUUGAGGGACUUCAGGAAAGUGAAAUGCUGCCAGCCACCUGAAUUACAUUUAGAAAAACCUUACACUUGUACGUCGGCUGACUGGGAUAUGAGUUUUUCAAGGGAAGGCUGGGCCACUUGUCCAUCAGGCCAUUUUAUUCGAGGACUCCACCGUGGAGCGGGACAUCAGCUGAACAGCAUUCAGUGGGCCACCUGUUGUAAACCUGCUUUUCACCCACACUGGUAUAAAGAGUGUUAUGAUCAAAACGUUGAAGGUGACACCAUGGAAUGCAGCAGAAAUAACUUCUACGUGGUUGGUAUCCAUCGGGGUUCUUCUCAUGCACUCUCGAGCAUCAACCAGCUCAGAUGUUGCAACAUGUACGAUGAGAAGCUCCCUCUCACAUCAGUGCUAGAAGUCAAGACGCGAGUCAUGGAUUUGACACUUGAUAACCUAGCUCUUCUGGCUAAUUAUCUUGGUUACGGUUGGGCUGCUGGUUGCAGAGGCAGACGCGCGGGGCAGGAUUUCCUACGAGAAGGUGACAGCUGGAAAGCCCACUAUCAGAAUGNCGAGGGAGGACGACUAGAAACUGACAUACAUGUUUCGAAGGAAGGCUGGGCCACUUGUCCAUCAGGCCAUUUUAUUCGAGGACUCCACCGCGGAGGAGGACAUCAGCUGAACAGUAUUCAGUGGGCCACCUGUUGUAAACCUGCUCUUCACCCACACUGGUAUAAAGAGUGUUAUGAUCAAAAUGUUAAAGGUGACACCAUGGAAUGCAGCAGAAAUAACUUCUACGUGUCAUUAAGUCAAUUUCAAUAUGACCAGUAUUUGAUAAUGCUAGAAUCUUUACUUCACUUCUCUUUUGCAGAGAAGCUCCCUCUCACAUCAGUGCUAGAAGUCAAGACGCGAGUCAUGGAUUUGACACUUGAUAACCUAGCUCUUCUGGCUAAUUAUCUCGGCUAUGGUUGGGCUGGUGGAUGCAGAGGCAGACGCGCGGGGCAGGAUUUCCUACGAGAAGGUGACAGCUGGAAAGCCCACUAUCAGAAUGGAUGUGAGGAUUACAUGUCAACAAAUCGUCUGAAGAUCGUUUACGAGAACUUUUCACUCAAGGUAAAGAACAUUGAUUACCUAGAGCCAGAAAUUCAAUCAAUGACACCCAUUAUACAAGAUGUUGGAGCGAUAAAUAAUCAAGAUUCCUCAGGAGUAGACACGACCAUAGCUCGAGAAAUCAAAUCUGUUCGCACCGUGACACACUCGUCUUCCACAAGGUUCAAGUCUGGAUACGGAGUUUCAGUAACGCUCAGUUACCAGUCUCCUGGAUUAAUAGCUGGGGCUGCCGCGGGAACCUUGAAAGGGUCAAUCACCCUGUCAGGCGGAAGUGAAGGUGCUGUACUGAACACAGAUGAGAAUGGCAAGAUAAAAUGGGACAUUGUGCGAGUUAAGGAGAGGCAAACAACAGAAGGCAACGCGGGAUCAUCCUACCGGAUUACAACUUCUCAGAAGAAAGUCAAUGUACCUUACAAAGCCACCAUACAAGUCCAAUUUACUGCCAGGCUGGAAGGCUUUCUCAUUUGGGGUGGUGGAGUCAACGGAGACAAUCCCAACUACCAUGAGACGUACCGAGGCUCAGAAGAUCGACCUUCCUUUCCGUACACUAUCGGCACGGCCACCAAUCCCUUUUAUAAGUUCUUGAAGGAGAAGAGUCAGCGAAAUGACAGUCCUUGGCUUUGGCACCUGCUAAAACAGAACAUACCAAACGCACAGAACGUUAUCGACAAGCUGACUGAUGAAAGUCUGUAUGAGUUCGAGCUCCAUGGCACGUUUCAUGACGUGGGAGGCUUGGAUUUCAAUGUGCAGUGGGAUGAUAAACCAGUUGCAAAUGUUGGAAGUGCUAAUGCAACACUCACUGCUAAAAAGGAACUGUCGUGAGAUAGCCGUGACUAUUUUCUUUAUGAUGUCUCAUUUGAUCAGUCAAAUUAAAACAGCGAAUCGAAACUUGUUGUGUUUAAAUUUGAUUGAUAGUCUGCAUUCUUGUAAAAUUGCUUGUUGGAAUGCAAGCCAAAGUCAUGGUAACAACUUAACUAAACAAUAGAUCGCGAAGCCGUUUUUUCUUGUGCGAGUUUGCAGCUAUACCAUAAUUAAUGCCCUAUAAAUAAAGAGACUGUCCUAGUAUUAAGCAAGUUCCCGUUCACAAUACACCGGAGAAAUUUGAAAACGCAGUUUUAUUACUACGGUUACUGUAUACCUUCCAUAAGAAUUGGUCACGAAACGGAACUUUUCGAAAACGUUUUUCAA
Messenger RNA from Orbicella faveolata, 2464 nucleotides. RefSeq lists its product as uncharacterized. The record is from RefSeq and is a predicted model, not a curated record. Lineage: Eukaryota; Metazoa; Cnidaria; Anthozoa; Scleractinia; Merulinidae.